Molecule: messenger RNA, 1577 nt
Organism: Cavia porcellus (domestic guinea pig)
Lineage: Eukaryota; Metazoa; Chordata; Mammalia; Rodentia; Caviidae
Gene: Vps37d
Product: VPS37D subunit of ESCRT-I
Exons: 4
Coding region: 98-853 (251 amino acids)
Biological process (GO): protein targeting to vacuole; ubiquitin-dependent protein catabolic process via the multivesicular body sorting pathway; protein targeting to membrane
Cellular component (GO): ESCRT I complex
Source: RefSeq, a predicted model, not a curated record
CCGAGCCGGAUCCCGGAUCCCGGAGCGGAGCCGAGCCGGACGGAGCGGGGCCGAGCGGGCCGAGCCAGCAGCCGAGCUGGGGGCGCGGGCGGGCGGCAUGUACCGGGCCCGGGCGGCGCGGGCGGGGCCGGAGCCCGGCAGCCCGGGGCGCUUUGGGAUCCUCAGCACCGGGCAGCUGCGAGACCUGCUUCAGGAUGAGCCCAAGCUGGACCGGAUCGUGCGGCUCAGCAGGAAGUUCCAGGGCCUGCAGCUGGAGCGAGAGGCCUGCCUGGCCUCCAACUACGCCCUGGCCAAGGAGAAUCUGGCACUGCGGCCCCGCCUGGAGAUGGGCCGGGCUGCCCUGGCCAUCAAGUACCAGGAGCUCCGAGAGGUGGCUGAGAACUGUGCGGACAAGCUGCAGCGACUGGAAGAGACCAUGCAUCGCUGGAGUCCCCACUGUGCCCUGGGCUGGCUGCAGGCUGAGCUGGAAGAGGCUGAACAGGAGGCUGAGGAACACAUGGAGCAGCUGCUGCUGGGCGAGCAGAGCCUGGAGGCCUUUCUGCCCGCCUUCCAGCGUGGUCGGGCUCUGGCCCACUUGAGGCGGACCCAGGCUGAGAAACUGCAGGAGCUGCUGCGGCGCAGGGAGCGCUCUGCCCAGCCAGCCCCUACCGCUGCUGCUGAUGCCCCCAAACCCUUCCCGGCUGCAGCCGUUCUCCACACUGGGGCUGCCUGGGGGCCACCUGCUGCACCCCGGAGCCUGCCCCCCUUGGACUCCCGCCCAGUGCCCCCACUGAAGAGCUCCCCUGGGUGCCCCCUUGGCCCAGCACCUCUGCUGAGCCCCAGGCCCUCUCAGCCAGAGCCCCCCCACCGGUAGGAUCCAGGGUGUGGCCCCCCAGUGGGGGGUCCAGACAAACUUGAUUGGAGGCUCCUCCUCCUCCCCCACUGCCUGGGUGGGGGGAGGGGCAGGCCCCUCCCCCUGGCCUCAGGCAGGCCCUGGCCCUGGAGGCUGAGUGGGGAGGAGGUCACCUGGAGGAGGCCCCCAGAGGGCUGGGGUGGGUGGGCAGGGUGCUGGGCCCUGGCACAAAGGAACCUCUGCCUUUGUUGUUUCCCCAGCUGGGGCCUCCAGGGUGAUGGGCCAGCCUCAUGCAAGAACUUUACUCACCAUGGGGCCUGGGAAGGUACCGCUUACCUGAGGGCUCUGCCCAGGGUGCUGUUGCACCCUGCUGCUCCACUGAGUUUGCACAAUGCCAAGACCAACAGGAGUGUUGUCCAUCAUGUCCUGAGCCUACUUUUCCCCCAGCUCUGGAGCCACUGCCUAGCAGCCAGGCGGCCAGGCCUUCAGCUGUGGGGCCAGGGAUGCCGUUCCCCUGGGGCUGUUCUGGGUCCCUCUCCUGCUCCAGCCCCUGGAGCAGGGUAGGCCAGGGGUGCAUCUGACCUGCACAGGCGAGAGUGGGCCAUCCCCAGGAAAGACCAUUCUGUAUUUUUCUGUCCCUGUCUCCUUAGAAUGGAACCUUUUUGAGGGCAGGUCCUUGUCUUUGUAUGUUCUGUCCCCAGCCCCGCCUCCUAGGGGCCGUCAAUAAAUGUGAUGAUGAAGAUGA